AUUUUAUCCACUAUCGUUGUUCAAAUUACUGCCAUUGUACAAGUACAAAGUGCAUCUGAAAUACAACUGUACUUUGUGCUUGACAUUAAAAUGUGGUUUCUUAUCUCUAUUCAAGACACACGGAGAUGAACUCUUAAAGCCACCUGUGGAUUUCACUGUGAUGCGUAUCGUACUGGUUCUUUGAGAUUGUUAAAAAAAAAAGCUAACUUUGCUGCAACCAUUUAUUAUACAUUGAUUGCUCUGAGGCAAACACUUUUCCAGGUUUGUUCAUGCGAAAUGCAUUUGAUUAUUAUUUAGUAUAUUUUAGGACUACCGUAUAGAUUUUAAAUGUGCAGUGCAGAGACCUUACAAUUAAUGCUAAUAGUUUACAUUUGGAAAAAUGUAUAGUUAACGGGAAAAUGUUUGGUUUACAAACCGUUUUGGUAAAAAAAAAAAAAUAUUUAUUUAAUUAGGACACACACAAAAAAUGCUGUAUCUGGUCACCAUCUUGAUAUGCCUUACGGCCUUGACCCAGUGUCAAAUACCGGAUAUCAAUGCCGUCGCUGCAGAUGCAUUCAAGCAAGUGGACACUGACGCGGAUGGUUACAUAGUGAGAGGGGAACUGAACCAUUACUUUGCCGUGAGUCUGUCCUCCUGAGUUGUUAAAAACGAGACCGUGUUCGAGGUUAACGUCUUUGAUUUAAAACAGGGGCGUCAUUUACUUUUUUUUACAGCAAAAAAAAAAAAAAAGGGGGGGGGGNGGGGCAAAACCAAAACUUGGUUGGCUUGUAAAGUUGGCUAUUACUGGAGGCUCCACAGUACAUAGCAAUUUAAAUAAAACCUGCAAAUUCAGGGGGGGGGGGAUGACCCAACCUGCCCUACCCAAAAUGACGUGCCUGAUUUAGAAACUCUAACCCUUCUCUAGGGAGGUGGUCAGAGUUGUUGUUUUUUUGUUGUUGGUGUUUUUGUUUUUUUUUUGUUUUUAAAGUAAACACAAAAACUUUUAUAUAAAACUAUUCUCUCAAAACGUUAGCUUCCCCGAGCCGAUGGUGAUGAGGUGAUGCGUGUUAAUAUGGGUGAUGUCUGCUAAUUACUUUGUCGAUGUCUCAAGCGUUUUGGACUACGUCUAACUUAAAUUACCUGUGCUCUUCGUACAACUGUAACUGACUAAGAAAUUAUUUUUUUAUAAUUGUUAUAUACAGACUGUAUUUAUUGGAUGUCUCAUUGAUAUUUUUAAUUACAUAGUGUUUUAUAUAUAAUACUGUAAGAGACUGAGCUAGUUGUAGAAAUGUAAAAGAUCGAGUUAGUUAUAGAACUGUAAGAGACAGGGUUAGGUAUAGAAAUGUAAGAGGCUGAGUAGCUAUAGAACUGUAAGAGACAGGGUUAGUUUUAGAACUUUAAGAGACGGAGAUAUUGAUAGAACUGUGAGAAAAUGAGUUAGUUUUAGAGCUGUGUAGGACUGACCCACUUUCUGCCACGUAUUCUCAGACAUAUGACUUGAAUCACGAUGGCCGAGUGUCCAGACAGGAAUACACCAAUCACAUCCUGGACAAUUACGGCCAUGACCCCCAACUGAGGCAUCUCCUGCAUUCCCUCUAUGACGGCCUGGACGUCAACAACGACCACCAUCUGGACAACGUAGAUUACAACCGGGCGUUCACUGUGGCUGACCACAACGGCGACAACCUGGUCACUCCAGCAGAGUUUACGAGGUAACGCCCCCCCCCGCUCCCCCCAAACCCCCAUCCACAUACACUAAUCUCGGCUUUUGCAUCACUUGCAUGACUCUCCGAAUAAUUCACUCAUGGUCGGAUAUUCUCUAACGCUAAACCACGUCAACGCGUGCAGAUUAUAUUUUAAGAGAUUAGCACCGUAAUCAUUAUGAUAUUUUUUGUAUUUUAAUCAUACAAAUUGACGAGACUUUAUUUUGUGUACACUUGGUGACAGUGAAUCGUUUUCUGAUUAAACAAAUCUCUUGCCUCAUUGCACGUUAAAUUAGAUCUAACAGACUUGCUGUAACAGUAAAACAGAUUGUCAAGUGGUAUUCAAAUUGUUUGUAAUAGUCACCCCAUACAAUGGGUAGACUACUUUUUUAUUUUUACAAACUUGUACGAGUUACAAUCCCUAACGAAUAUGACAAAUUAAUUAAAUAAUUUCGUUAAUCAAUGAUAUGAAAUAUCUUCACUAAUAUUGUUUAUUAUUUUUAUUUUUUUUAAAAACGUUUGUCUGAAGCUUAUUUAGGCUCGAACAUUUGAACGCACAACGUCAUUAGGACGCAAGACGUCAUUUGGACGCAAGACGUCAUUAGGACGCAAGACGUCAUUAGGACGCAAGACGUCAUUAGGACGCAAGACGCCAUUAGGACGCAAGACGUCAUUAGGACGCAAGACGUCAUUUGGACGCAAGACGUCAUUUGGAAGCAAGACGGCAUUAGUACGCAAGGCGUCAUGAGGACGCAAGACUCUUUGGGAAGCAAGACGUCAUUAGGACGCAAGACUCUUUGGGAAGCAAGACGUCAUUAGGACGCAAGACGUCUUUGGGACGCAAGACGUCAUUAGGGCACAAGGCUUUCCAUGAUUCCUUAUCCCGUGUUGACUUUCUCGAAGUCAAUGAGCGAUAAGCUCACAGUCAUAUGACUUCUCAAACUUGGUGUCUAUCUAACAUUACUUUUUACGUCAAAACUCAUUGAGUAGGUCACCAGUUACAAACAAAGUAAAUCCUUUUUUUUUCUUUUUUAAACAAAUCUUAUCUUCUUCAAAUCUGUCCAGGUGGUUCUCUGACGGCGUGCAAGCGGCUGCUGCAGGCCUGAAAUAGACAGGUGAAACAUCUUACCUUUGUGGGACAGAACAGCUCGUGUGUUGGUUUCGUUGCGGUCUGUCCUUAAAACUAAAAUGUGAUGAUACUUUAAAUCAACUUGUCAACAACAAAACAAAAAAAAAACGAUAUGGCCUGAUAAAUAAAUCAUUCGCGCCAAUGAUCUCUGCAAUUGUAUGCACCGAAAUUAUAAUAUAAUUUAUUGUGAUGACAGCAACACUGUUGUCCGCCUAAGAACCGC
Molecule: messenger RNA, 3034 nt
Organism: Lymnaea stagnalis (great pond snail)
Lineage: Eukaryota; Metazoa; Mollusca; Gastropoda; Lymnaeidae
Source: the annotation of a GenBank genome assembly